Messenger RNA from Strongylus vulgaris, 222 nucleotides. NCBI's taxonomy places the organism in Eukaryota, Metazoa, Nematoda, Chromadorea, Rhabditida, Strongylidae. The record is from the annotation of a GenBank genome assembly.
AUGAAAUUCUUCUUCGCCAUCUCGCUGCUACUCGCUAUUAUCUACUGCAUAAGCGCCCAAAUAAGCGCGGAACAUAGUAAAGGCGCUCAGAUGGGUCUAGAACACGCUGAAUCCGGCGAUUCCAGCCAAGGAUCGCGUAGAGAAGACCGCGGCGUUCUCUCAGGAGCUGCAAAAGGAGCAACUGCUGGAGCUCUGAUUGGUGCAAUCAGUAAAGGCAAAUAA